AAAAGAGGGGGAAACCAUCACCUCCCGCCCAGCAGUGGGCGCGCCGACAGCGUCAUCGUGCGCUAGGAGAUGCUAGGCCAAGUGCAGCUUUUCCAGGGCGCCUUCCUGGGCAGCGAGAGACACAACGUGGAGUUCAAGCACAGCAGCAGCCAGGACCUGAGCCUAGCGCCCAAGCAUCACAUGCAGUGCUGUGCGUGUGCCCCCAACAGCGGGGACAGCAACCUUUUCAUGGGCAUCGAGGACAGCGGCUUGGUGCAGGGCAUCCGCUGCAGCCCCCACGACCAGGACCUGCUGGUGGACUCCAUCCUGCAGGGCUUCAAGCCCCAGGCCUUCCCCGACACCUACACCCUCACUUUCAACCCAGUGAUCAGCGGACCCCUCAAGAAAUGGAUGGCAGAACUGGGCAAGGUGGAAGAGAAGGUAAAGGUGUUGACACUGGAGAGCGAGCAGCUCCAGCAGGAGCUGAAACAGCUGGCUAGCCUCCUGUACCUGCUAUGUCUUGUGAGGCACCUGAAGCCAGGGCAGGAGGGGCCAGUGCACCACACAGGAGAGGUGCAGUACUUCCUACCUGUGCCCGAAUUCUGCCAACAGACUCCAUCUGGGCUGACCAGGGAGGUGGUGCUGUGCUGCUUAGAGAUGGCCGGGAGUGCUCUGCUUCCUCUCCUCCAGCAGCCCUGCACGUGGCACUUCAACUAG
Loxodonta africana (African savanna elephant) is the source of this 696-nucleotide messenger RNA. Its product is annotated as schlafen-like protein 1. The coding region runs from base 70 to 696 and encodes 208 amino acids. The transcript is spliced from 2 exons. NCBI's taxonomy places the organism in Eukaryota, Metazoa, Chordata, Mammalia, Proboscidea, Elephantidae. The record is from RefSeq and is a predicted model, not a curated record.